CUUGGACGAGGCGAGACUAAAACGCGGUCAAAUCUAAACUAGAGUUUUCAGUUGAUCCGCGAUAGUCAACCAUUUAAGACGUUACCAUCGACUCUCUUCCUACCUGUACAGGCAGACUACCGAGUUCAGAGCUGCUCUUCUGACUUCUGGCUGCUCCAAGUCGUUGUCCGCUGUUACACAUUUUGGAUUAUAUUCUUAAAAAUUUAUUGUGAUUAUUCAAUAAUAUAUUUUCACCAGAACGGUAGAUCCAUUCUCGAUUAUAAGUGGCAGAGUUGAGAUACAUUUAACGGCAUUUAGCGGUUCUUAUUUGAGAAUAUUCGCGAUUUGACCGAUAGUGAAGAUAGUGUACGAAUAGUGCGAUUUGAAUUGGAAUUUUGAUUUCUUUAAAAAAGAUCGAUAUUUUCGAUCGUGUUGCGUGGAAUGUCAUCGACCAAAAAGAAGCCAUUCAGCAUGAAUCUUAGAGACGUGGAAAAUUUCUUCAAAUAUCGCAGGAUGCCAUACCCCAAACGGUCAGCGGAAUUCAUCGCAUUAAUCGCUGUUUCGUGCACUCUAUUUCUGUUUUUGCACACCAAAUCACUGAAUUCACGUCUCCAUGAAAUGGAAAUUAAACUGCAGCCAUCCGAACUAUCGGCAAUUGGAUUAAGUGCUAGUAACGCCAUUCAGAGUGGAAGUGAUAGCAAAUCUGAUCUGAAGGGCGUCCAUGGAACUUAUCAGUAUUUAAAAAGUACCGGUCAAAUGCAGACCCUCAACUCUCACGAACUAAACAACACUCGUAAAGCUGGAAUGGAAAUAGUCUUCUUUAACCGAGUCCCAAAAGUGGGAAGUCAAACCUUCAUGGAACUUUUAAGACGUCUAUCCAUCCGUAACGAUUUCGAGUUCCACCGUGAUGCUGUCCAGCGUGUUGAAACCAUCCGCUUGGGAGAAGUCCAACAACAAGAGCUUGCUGAAGUCAUUACAGAUUUGCCAGAGCCCUCAGUUUUCAUCAAGCACGUUUGCUACACCAACUUCACCAAAUUCAGUUUACCUGCCCCGAUUUAUAUUAAUGUUGUCCGGGAUCCUAUUGAGCGUGUCAUCAGUUGGUUCUACUAUGUUCGUGCUCCAUGGUAUUUUGUAGAGAGAAAAGCUGCUUUUCCAGAAUUGCCCCUACCAGAUCCAGCUUGGUUGAAGAAGGAUUUCGAGACAUGUGUGAGAACUGGAGAUCGGGAAUGUACGUUUACGCAAGGAGUGACACAUGAAGGAAUUGGAGAUCAUAGGAGGCAAACGCUAUUUUUCUGUGGACAUGAUUACGAGUGCACACCAUUCAACACUGUUGGAGUAUUAGAAAGAGCAAAAUAUGCCGUCGAAAGUCAAUAUUCUGUGGUUGGUGUUCUGGAAGAUUUAAACACAACCUUCUCAGUUCUUGAAAAGUAUAUUCCCAGAUUUUUCAAAGGAGCAACUGAAGUUUACUACGGAGGAUCCGACAAACUCAACAACAUCAACCGCAACAAUUUCAAGCCUCCUGUCAGUGAGGAAGUCAAGGAAAUUGUUCGUAGGAACUUCACGCGCGAAAUCGAAUUCUACCAAUUCUGCAGGCAGCGACUACAUAAACAAUAUUUGGCUGUCAAUUUGCCGCAUCGUGUCAUCAAUAGGACAUAAAUGAAAACGAAAUUUAUAUUUUUUAGUACCUCCCUAUUUGUGUGGUUGUUUGCGAACCUUUGAUGUCAUUAUUUGAUUAUCAUUUCCAGUCCUUUUUUAUUGUUUUAUAUUGUCCUAUUUUGUUUUCAUGAAAAAAAGUGUUAAAAAAAUUUAUUUAUCGAAAUAUUAUGUGUAGAUUUUAGAAUUUAGGAAAAUAUGUAAGUUUUCCCGAAACGCUGAAACUGUGGUCCAUGUCGCUUACUUGAUAGAUUAAGUGUGUAGAUAAGCAAGAAGUGAAGCAUUAUUUUAGUUAAGAAGUAGCUCCAUUAACAAUAGAUAGUAAGCGUUUUAGAAGAAGUGUAUUUUAUAUAAUUUAAUUUUUCGAACCAUUAAUACAAAUAUUUUUAAACAAAUCUAAA
Molecule: messenger RNA, 2033 nt
Organism: Hermetia illucens (black soldier fly)
Lineage: Eukaryota; Metazoa; Arthropoda; Insecta; Diptera; Stratiomyidae
Gene: pip
Product: heparan sulfate 2-O-sulfotransferase pipe
Exons: 6
Coding region: 421-1635 (404 amino acids)
Cellular component (GO): membrane
Molecular function (GO): sulfotransferase activity
Source: RefSeq, a predicted model, not a curated record